AUGGACCCUUCGUGUAUUCAUACCUUGCAACAUGCCCAUAACCAAGGCUAUGGAUCAUCAAGCACAUCUACAUACUUCGCACCCACGGAGCACAAUGAUGCUAUUGACAAUCCACCCAUGACAUCAAGUAGCAAUAGCAGCAAUCGUUUCACCAAGUUCAGAGAUGCAAUGAAAAACAUCCACUACAACAAUAUCAAGCCAACUGGCUUCAACAUUGAUCACUCACAGCGACAAGAUGCACUUGUUGAUCAAUUCAAGUCAAAAGUUACAGGCAAUGUGCACUCGCUUCGCAGCUUUGGAGUGCUCGCUCGAUCCUGA
Lichtheimia ornata is the source of this 318-nucleotide messenger RNA. RefSeq lists its product as uncharacterized. Lineage: Eukaryota; Fungi; Mucoromycota; Mucoromycetes; Mucorales; Lichtheimiaceae. The transcript is spliced from 2 exons. The record is from RefSeq and is a predicted model, not a curated record. The coding region runs from base 1 to 318 and encodes 105 amino acids.